Molecule: messenger RNA, 1683 nt
Organism: Trametes versicolor FP-101664 SS1
Lineage: Eukaryota; Fungi; Basidiomycota; Agaricomycetes; Polyporales; Polyporaceae
Product: MFS general substrate transporter
Exons: 11
Coding region: 1-1683 (560 amino acids)
Biological process (GO): transmembrane transport
Cellular component (GO): membrane
Molecular function (GO): transmembrane transporter activity
Source: RefSeq, a predicted model, not a curated record
AUGGCCUCCGCGGCACACUCAGACGCACCCGCGCCCGUUCACUCGGAUCGCGCUGCAACGCAACAUGUCUCCAACCUCGAGGAGUACGAGCGCGAAGGAGACGUCCGCUACCCCUUCCUCCUCUCAUAUCGUGAAGUGAAGCUCCUGGGCAUCGCUGGGGUCGGAUUCUUCCUAGAUGCCUAUGACCUCUUCAUCAUCAACCCCGUCGCGACAAUGUUGCAAUACCGGUUAUACGGUGGUGAAUCCCUCCCACCAAAUCUCGAGGGCUUCGUCAAGGCCGGUGCAAAUAUCGGCAGUGUGAUCGGUCAAUUCGCAUUCGGCUACUCUGCGGACUAUUUCGGUCGAAAAGCAGUCUACGGCAAGGAGCUUAUGCUCAUCAUCUUCGCCACCAUUGGCUCGCUUUGCGACCCUACAGGCGCCCUCUCCCCCUCCGGCUCGCUCAUCUGGCUCGGCGUAUGGCGUAUCAUCCUCGGUAUUGGCAUCGGCGGCGACUACCCCAUGUCCGCGUCCGUCGCGACCGACCGCGCGAACCUCAAGCGUCGCGGCACGCUCCUCGCGUACAUCUUCGCCAACCAGGGCUGGGGCUCGUUCGUCGGCAGUCUCGCGACGAUUAUUGUCUUGCUGUGCUACAAGCACACAAUGGAGGUCGACGGCAAGACGAGCAAAGUUGACGGAGUCUGGCGCAUCCUUGUCGGGCUCUCGCUCAUCCCGGCGUUCGGCACGCUCUACCAGCGGCUCACGCUGCCCGAGUCCACGCGCUACACGGAGUCGCGCAAGGGCAACCAGCCGAUUGCGGACGAAGAGUCUAUCGAGGAACUGAAGAAGAAGGCGAACGCAGACCCCGCCGUGACCGAGAAGCCCGUCCCUACAAGCUCCUCCGACGGCACGCGUACGCCCCCCAGCGAGAGUGAGACCGAGACUGCGGCCGCGGCCGCGGAGGAUGCGCGGGCCAAGCGCGCCGUCGCGGACCUCGCGGCGGCGAAGAAGGCGCACUUCCGCGAUUUCUUCCAGUACUUCUCGGAGUGGCGCCACCUCAAGAUCCUCAUGGGGACGUGCACUUGCUGGUUCCUGCUCGACAUUGCGUUCUACGGCAUCAACCUGAACCAGAACGUCGUGCUGCAGCAGAUCGGGUUCGCGGGCAAGGACGGCACGCCGUGGAACAACCUGUUCAAGAUCGGCGUCGGGAACCUCAUCAUCACCGCGCUCGGGUUCGUGCCCGGGUACUACGCGACGAUCCUCACGAUCGAGAAGCUCGGACGGAAGUGGAUCCAGAUCCAGGGCUUCCUCUUCGCCGCGCUCUUCCUCGCGAUCCUCGCGGGCAAGUUCGAGACGCUGAGCACCGCGGCGUUCGUCGUGUGCUUUGCGUUCCUCCAGUUCUUCUUCAACUUCGGCGCGAACACGACUACCUAUUGCUACCCUGCAGAGGUGUUCCCCACCCGCUUCCGUGCCUCUGCACACGGCAUGUCCGCCGCCUGCGGUAAGGCCGGCGCGAUCAUCUCCGCCCUCGCCUUCAACAGUCUCACGAAAAAGAUCGGCACGCCUGCCGUCCUUUGGAUCUUCUUCGGCUGCUGCGUCGCCGGCGCCGGCUUCUCCUUCCUCCUGCCCGAGGUGCGCGGCCGCGACCCGGAUAUCAUCUACGCGGAAGAGCAGCGCGAGGCGGAGCGCCUGCGCGCGCAGAACUAG